ACCCAGUCGAGCUAUUUUGCUACGUUGUGUUUGUACUUUAUUUUUCUUACACUGUAUGUAUAUGCGUGUGUGUGUCUGUGUGUGUUAAGUGGCUUCUUAGGCAUCCGGGUAACUUAAUACGAUUCACGGGUAUCUGCAUCCGCCAACUCCGAGAGAGCGAGCGAGAGAGCGCGAGGACAUGUCAGACGCGUGUUUACGAGUUACGUAGCAGUCGUCCAGAAAGAGUCGUCGUGAGGCCUGCGCGGCUUAUUUUCAUCACUGCCAUCGCUUUUUUCGUUGUUGUUGUUGUCCCGAGACAGAAAUGUCCCUCGCGGACGAUGAGAGGCAUUUCGACUCGCUGAACUCGGACGUGUUCGGCGGGUCGGUGGUCAGCGAGCGAUCGACGGCGUCGAGCGCGUACAAUGGCGAAGAGGAGAAGCUGCAUUACAUUCCUAUCCGGGUCCUCGGCAGGGGGGCGUUCGGCGAAGCGACUCUGUACCGGAGGACGGAGGACAACUCCCUGGUGGUGUGGAAAGAGGUGGAGCUGAAAUCCCUCUCCGAAAAGGAGAGCAGAGAUGUCAUGAAUGAAAUAAGCAUCCUGUCCAUCCUGGAGCACAACAACAUCAUCGCCUACUUGAAUCACUUCGUGGAUAAAAACACUUUGCUCAUUGAAUUGGAGUAUUGUAAUGGAGGAAAUCUGUAUGAUAAAAUCAACCGCCAGGAGGGGAAGCUUUUCAGUGAAGAGGUGGUCAUCUGGUACCUGUACCAGAUUGCCUCAGCUGUGUCCUACAUUCACAAGGCUGGGAUCCUUCACAGAGAUAUCAAAACUCAGAACAUUUUUUUGACCAAGACAGACCUCAUCAAGCUCGGUGACUAUGGCCUUGCAAAGAAGCUGCACUCUGAGUUUUCAAUGGCAGAGACUUGUGUGGGAACUCCAUAUUACAUGUCACCUGAAUUGUGCCAAGGAGCAAAGUACAACUUCAAAUCGGACAUCUGGGCCAUGGGUUGUGUCAUUUUUGAAGUCCUUGCUCUUACAAGGACAUUCGAUGCAACGAACCCUCUGAACCUCUGUGUGAAAAUAGUCCAGGGGAACUGGACCAUGGAAGUGAACUCUGAUGUGUAUUCAUCCGAAUUGAUCAAACUGGUGUACGAGUGCCUCGAUCCAGAUCCCGCCAAGAGGCCCACGACCAACCAGAUCCUGGACCAGCCACUCGUCUCCUGCUGUAGACAGCAGCUCGAAGAACGAGUUGCCCUCCUGAAUUUAGCAAUGAAAAAACCCAAGCUCAGUACAGUGACUGACACCUCUGUUGCCGUGGUGACCACACGCUCAAGGGAGGUGUACUUCUGGGGCGGAGGGAAGUUCACGCCCCAGAAAAUGGACAUGUUUAAAGGCGGUAGCAGUGCGCAACACGUGUGUGCGGGCGAGAGUCACUUUGCAGUAGUGACCGUGGAAAAGGAGCUGUACACCUGGGCGAACGUCCAAGGAGGAGCCAAGAUGGUGGGCCAGCUGGGUCAGGGAGAUCAGGCCUCGUACCGGCAGCCCAAGAAGGUGGACAAGCUCCAGGGGAAGGCCUUCCGACAGGUGGCCUGCGGGGCCGACUUCACCGCGUGCGUCACCGAUGAGGACCAGAUGUACAUGUUCGGGUCGGACUAUUACGGCUGCAUCGGCGUGGAGGGAGAGUUCGGCAAUGAGGUUCUGAAACCAGUGCUUUUGGAGUUUUUUGAGGAGCGGCCUGUCCGGCAGGUGUCCUGUGGGGACCACCACGUGGCCGUCCUGACUCAGAGCGGGGACAUCUACUCCUGGGGCUGCGGAGAGUAUGGGCGUCUCGGCCUGGAAUGUGAGGAUGACUUUUCUUCCCCGAUGCAAGUGGAGAUCCCUCAAGGCGCCACCAUCUCCUCUGUGUCGUGUGCCAGCGACGGGACCUUCUUUUUAACCGAGACCGGCAAAGUCUUAGCAUGUGGAAACAAUGAAUUCAACAAGCUUGGUCUGAACCAGGGAAUUUCUGGUCUAAAAAAGCACCAUGAGCAGGAUUAUCAGGGGAUCCCGUACAUCACUACACUGACAUUGGUAAAGCAGCUGGCGAGGUUCACGAUUCAGGUCAUCGCCCCAGGGAAGAGCCACACAGCUGCCAUCGAUGAUCACGGCCGUCUGAUCACCUUCGGCUGCAACAAGUACGGACAGCUGGGUGUGAAGGACUUUAAGAAACACCAGGGGGUCCAACUCCUUGUUGGACCCUUUGGAGGGAAGAAAGUGACCAAAGUGUCUUGUGGGGAUGGCUUCACCAUUGCAGCCACUCUGGAUAAUCACAUAUUUGCGUGGGGAAACGCAGGAAACGGUCGACUUGGGAUGCCGGCUGAUAAGGGAUUUGGUUCAGAGGUGUGCCCUGCCAUGCCGAGGCCUAUUUUCGGUUCCCUGCACCAUGUACCGGACCUCUCUUGCCGUGGUUGGCACACCAUUAUCAUUAUGGAGAAGGUGCUCACCUCCAAGACCAUUCGCUCUAACAGCAGUGGACUGUCAGUCGGUAGUGGUACAUACUUUCCUUUGGUCACUGAUUUGUGUAUUCAUUCAUUUUCUACAUUUAAUCCUGAAAAUCAACAUUGUUUGUGCGUGUGUGACGAUGUGCGUGUAUAUACACAUAUAUAUGUCGAUAUAGGACUGGGCCAAGAGGCAUCUACGUCUACAGUGGAUCUGGACAUAGAACCUGGUUCAGAGACGGAUGGCCGUGACCGGGGUCUUGGUGGUACACUGGAGGAUAAUACGGAGCAGUGCCUGAUGAAGACUCCGGCGAUGUCGCUGACAAGUCAGACCGGGGACAGCUCCUGCCCUCUCUGGCUUAGAAACGAGCUUGAGAAUGCCGAGGUCAUCCCGAUGCCGGAGGACUCUGAGGGAUCCGUUCCGGACCAGCUCUCUUCGAUCUCCGAGAGCGUCACUCUGCCUUAUGAGGAGUUGAAAGAGCUGACGGCUGCUGCUCAUCUGUCGAAUUUCACAGGGCUGAUGUUCACGGGCUGUGAUGAAGUCAAGGGACUGGAGGAGGCUGACGUCUGCAAAAAAGGGCAAACUGGCGCAUGCUGCAAUGCGAGUGACGAGGUCAUGCAGCUGCGAGAGACGGUCGCUAAUCAAGACUUGAGGAUCCUGAGGCUCGAAAGUCAGGUCAAUGAGCAGCAGAACGAGAACGAAAGGCUCUGGGCAGCGAUCGGUCGCUCAGCGCAAAGGGAAGCGCGAUGCGACAACAACGGAAACCAACCCUCUGAUGCCCGAAUGCCCGGCGAUGGAGGAGAAAGAGGAGCCGCAUUAGCCAUCCAAGGGGCCCGACCCUCAGGGGCCAGUGUAUGACCUCACCUGCAGGCGUCCUAAUUACGGGGGCGAUGUGAGCGGCACAUAUUAAGCUAAACAAGCCGGUUAGGUGGGGGAUCGGAGGCUUGGUGGGACGUGCAGUCCGGGCUGCGGCCUCGUGCCCGUUUACAGAGGUCACGUACAGAACACGCGUCUGACAGAAUGCUAGGUUGCCUUAUUACUGUCCGUUACCUGUGUCAUACUAUGGGUGACACCUAGGACACUCAUCUGCACACCUGCGUUCACCCGUGUGAUGCAAUCUGGCUAGUUUCUCCACACACUGAAAUGUUGGCUGGAUUCAACAUGAAGCACCUGACUCUCGGACAGACCAUCAUCAUAGUGAGUACAGCUAUUGUUGACUUAAAGCAAUGUUGCUUUAAGUCUUUGGCCCUUUGUGCCUCAUAUAUUGAUAUUAUCAAAUAUAUAAAAAUAAGACCAUUUAAUGCAAAUAGGAAACAUCCAAAUUACAGUUGUUGUUUGCAUAUGGUCGAGAGAUUGGCUCCCAGGAUGCUGUGCAGAUUCCUUCUGACUCAUUUUGGCCCCAUCUCCCAAUUUUAAUUGUUAUUAUAAUUCUCUUUAAUUAUUUGGGUUUCAUUCUAUAUUCAUAAAAAGUUUAAAAGUGCAAAAUACAAAGUUUCUAACACAGUUUUCACACAUUCAUGAGAAAUGUUAUAAACACAUUGUAAUUAUCUCAUGCAGAUAUACAUCUUUUUUACAUUUGCAUGUUAUAAAGUAUUUGUGUGAAACACAAAACUACUGAUUUCAUUUUUUUAACUGCUGCAUAUUUACUUUUUCUUAUUACCUUCAAAUCUUGAAUACUUGACAGGGAAGCACACAUGUAGGUCUUCUUUGUGACACGUACGAACCGGUUUCUUUUCAUGUGGAAGCAUUUACCAUACAGCUCAUCAUGUGGCUACAAUGUUAAUGUUUAACCAUUUUACCUGUUGGUAUUUCUGAAAUGUUUUCGCUGUAUUUAAAAAAAAAACAAGCUAACUUGUAGUUGCACAUUUUGAGUAUGUUUUGUGAAACUCAGUCCGCGGUCAGUGAACGGUCACCACGAGAGCACUGGCAGGAUUUUUAAUGCUGUAAAAUGCAACGUUAAUACAAUCACAAGUGCCUUAAGCAAGCUAAUGAAACCAAAAUUUAAGCAAAUAUGUAAAUGCUGUGCCUUAUGUGUGUAAAAUAAUGUCUGUUUGUUAACAAUUAACCAGGCGUUGUGGAGACAUAACCGUAUAAACACGUCAAACUGU
Molecule: messenger RNA, 4563 nt
Organism: Gasterosteus aculeatus aculeatus (three-spined stickleback)
Lineage: Eukaryota; Metazoa; Chordata; Actinopteri; Perciformes; Gasterosteidae
Source: RefSeq, a predicted model, not a curated record